Acanthochromis polyacanthus (spiny chromis) is the source of this 982-nucleotide messenger RNA. RefSeq lists its product as uncharacterized. NCBI's taxonomy places the organism in Eukaryota, Metazoa, Chordata, Actinopteri, Pomacentridae. The transcript has 4 exons. The coding region runs from base 273 to 920 and encodes 215 amino acids. The record is from RefSeq and is a predicted model, not a curated record.
AGUGAAGCAGAAGUUGUUCUCCAUGAAGCUGCUGGAUGUGAAAGUUUUCCUUCGACUGUUCCAGACUGAAGGUGAAGCAGCAGGAUGGAGGUGUUCCUUUAGUCUUUACUGCUCAUGAAUCCACUUCCUGUUCUUGUAAAUCUGGAGAGACCUGGUUGGUAUUUAUUUCUUCUGCAUGACAUCAUCACCCAGUAAAAGAGGAAGUGAAGAACACUUCUGUCUAUCAGAGGCUGCAGCUUUCAGUCGUCUCCGUCUGGCUUCUGGACCUGAUCAUGGGUCUCCUGUGGAUGGUCCUGCUGGUGGUUCUGGUCGGUGCAGAGGCCCAGAACCUGACGGAGGUGAAAGGGAUGCUGGGUAAAGACGUCACUCUGAACUGCUCCAUCAGGAACUCUGAGGUCUACUGGUACAUGGAGAUCCAUAACCAGUUUAAAGGGUUUAUCGGACGAACUUUUGCUACAGGUGAAACCAGUUACUCCUCUCCUGAUUUUGAAUCCAAAUAUUUAAUGUCAGACAACAGACUAGUGAUUAAAAACAUGACAUCAGGGGACCGAAGACUUUACUUCUGUGGCAGGAAGACCAGUGGUGAUGUUCAUUUUCUGGACACUUUCCGCCUCGUCUCAGACCAGAAGAACCACACGAACCAGACCAACCAUGAGAACCUCGGCAGUUUACUGAAGCGUGAAGAAGUCGUAUUCAUCUCACUGAGCCUCAACGCCAUCCUUGGUUUGAUCCUAGUAGGUCUCAGUUGUUUCUUGUCUUUGAAGAGGAAAAACAGCAAACAGCUGGAGGAAAAUCCUGAAACUUUCAACUGUGAAAACCCAGAGCCUGCACAGUACGAGGAGAUCCGGUUUCCCACCAGCAGAGUCCCUGCUGCUGCUGCAGCCGAAGUUUACUACAAAGUUCAGCUUCCUCACUGCUGACGGACACACCUGGACACAUCUGGACACCUGGACACAUCUGGACACCUGAACCACACCUGGAC